Molecule: messenger RNA, 2821 nt
Organism: Drosophila arizonae
Lineage: Eukaryota; Metazoa; Arthropoda; Insecta; Diptera; Drosophilidae
Gene: mrt
Product: martik
Source: RefSeq, a predicted model, not a curated record
UGUGUGUGUUUUGUUGUUCGGCAAGGUGUUAGCGUUGCUGUGUUGAAAAAUAGUUAAGUAAAGUUAUUAUUAAAAAACAACCGUGAGAGUAGCUGAAUUGAAACUCGAAAUUUUACGCAACCAUUCAGCUGAUUGGAAGUGUCAGUGCCAAUUAUUAAUUAGAAAUAUAUUGCCCGUGUUAUGUGAAGCUGUCAACGAUUGGUUUGUUAAAUAGUUUACGUAACCAUUUGAGGGAAAUAGAAAAGACGCAUCGAUGUUAAUGCCGCGGUAUUCCGAGCAGGAAAGCCACAGCGAGAAAAGUUUUGCUGGUAAGCACAACCACGCCUCCACCACAGUGGCCGCCCAUACAAAAAUGCGUUUAAUUAGCAAAGUGGAGCACAAUAUGCGCCAACAGCAGCAACAACAACAGCAAAAGCAACAAAAUCAAAAUCAAAAUCAAAGCAUCAACAAGCUAAUCAAUACGGCUGCCUCGGGCAAUGGGCUGGUGGGCGAUGUGGACGAGCUAUUGACACCAAUGCGUAUCAAAAGUGAUCCCAUGUCCAAUGGCAAUGGCAGUGGCAAUGGCGGUAAAGAGACGUCCACUAGACCGGAGCGCAACCUGUGGAGUCGCGUUGAGAUGCUCGAGAUGCUGAACAUAAUGCAGGAGAUGAAUGCCCUGGACCAGCUCAGCGAUCGGAAUGUGAAGAGCGAGCAUGUGUUUCGCCAAAUCGAGGAGGCGAUGCGCAGGAAGGGCCUUGUGAAAAAGUCAAGUAUUCAGAUCUGGACCAAAUGGAAGUUCCUCAAGUCCACAUACAACACAACAACGCGGCACGGCAAUGGCAUACCCAAGGUCGUGCCGGAGGAGGUGUACCGCGUGCUUUGCCGCAUGCUGCGCGAGCAUGCGAAUGCAAACAGCAUUGGCAGUGGCAUCAGUAGUGAGUGUGGUAACUCCAGAGACAGCUCCAAUGCGGAGCUGGCCAAGGCAGUGAUCAAGAAUACCGAGGUCAAGGAGGAGCUGGGCGUGGAACAUCCCAUAUUUGGCUUUCGCUUGGGUCUAAUCAAGCCGGAACCCCUGGAUACGGGUUACGAGACAAUGCCUAUUGAUCAUCAUCCCAACUCGAGCGAGGAGGACCUGAAAAACGAGGACUAUGUACGAGCGCACGACCAAACGCAGGCCCUGGAGCACAUGCCCUUCACGGUCAAUGUGAAACACGAGCCCGAAAUGGAUUUGGGCAUGGAUAGCACCAAUACACCGCCGCCAACGGCACCGACGUCGCCCUCGCCACCGCCAAGCAGCAUGGAACAAAGAGACCUGGACGAUUCGUCCACGAUGUAUCCGAGCAAGUCGCAGUCCUUAUCCCUGCCGCCGCUGCGCGUUGCCGCCUUUGCAAACGAUGCACAGCCAAUUGUCGCAUCCACGCCCACACAUGGCAUACUCCAGAUCGAACGACCUGUCUCACAGCUCACCAAGCCUGCCGUGAACGGUGGUCCCGGCCGGGGCAAUCGCAGCAUGGCCUUAAAUAGCACCAGCAGCAUUAAUUUCGUGCAUCCCAAUACCAAAUUGAUGCUGCCCCGUAAACAGCCACCGCUGCGCAUUCCCCGUGAGAUCAGUGUGCAGCCGGCGAACGUACGUGCGCUGAAACCCGUACCUGUGCGCGACACGGGAUACAUGCUGCGUCCAGAUCGCAUGAUACCUGAUCUGGAACAGUCCAUAUCGCCGCCACAAUCACCAUCGCCGCCCAUGCCCAGCCAGCCUAUGCCGAAAUAUUCCAUUCCAUAUGCCUCGACGAGCAGGCAGGCGCAGCUGCUCACUGAACAGCAAACGCCUCCUCGAAAGCGGCGUCUUCAAUUUGGUCAGCAAUCGUCACCUGUGCCCAUCAAGCUGCAGCGCAGCUCCACACUCUACGAGAGCCCCAAUCAGCAAAGCAGCAUUCACAAUGAAGAUGCUGUCGCCGCGGAAGAACAGAGAAGUCGAAUACUCGCUGAACAGGCACAGCGUCGCAAGGAACAACAGGAUGAGCUAUUCCAGAAGGAGCUUAGCCAUCUGGCCACUGCAAUGCGGGAGGCACAGAAAGAGAUGCUCCAUAAUUUCUUCCAGCAGCAAAAGCAGUUUGCACGCCGCGAGCAUCAGUUCCAGCUGAAGCAGGAUAAUUUGGUCAUGAGUGCUCUGCGUAAACAAACGGACGUACUGCUUCGGGCAGCCAAGCAGCUGAUUCCGUGUGAGCAGGACGAGGUAGAGGAGGUGGCAAAAAGUAAACCAUCCGCUAAAGCCAAGGUCCAGCAGCAGAAGGACACGUCGAGUAGCUGUCUCUCACUGAAACCUGAUACUGAGCUGCCACAGGACAUUCAAAAGCUUGAGGAAGAAGAGACGGAGGAUGAGGGGGACAAAGAAGAUGAAGAGCUGGAGCAAUACGAAGAGGAAACGCAGGAGAGUGAAGAAUGCAAUGAGACCGAAGCUGUUGUGGAAUCGUCUGUUAACACAGUCAGCGAAUUAUCCUCCAAUCAAAGCAGAAGCUCGAUCGACGCACAAAUAUGUUAAUAUAUAUAUUAAUAUAUUCUAGUAUAUCAAGUAUUAUCACAAAAAUAGAGAACUAUAAUAUUGUCAUUCCUAAUGUCCAAAACCAGAAACAUUUCCAAUCACAUUCCUUAAUUUUUGAAAAGAAAAAAAAAAAAACAUUUAGGCAUAUAUAUAUAGAUUAUAUAUAUACAUAUUCCUAGAGCAAAGCCCACAUUGUUAAAAGACUUGAUUAUAUUUAAGCAUUGUUUGUGCUAUUAAAUCUAUUGAAACAUCAAAAUAUAUUAAUACAUAGUGAUAUUUAAGCAAUAUCGAAAUCGAAGCAGA